AUGAAUCCCGAUUCACCAAGACGCGGGGAUGGUUCAAAUUACCAACGGCCAAGGAAGAGAGCCAAGUAUACACAGGUCGCAUGCAACGAAUGCAAAAGACGCAAGUUAAAAUGUAGUGGAGGAAAUACCUGCACUCGGUGUGCUCGAGAUGAUAUUCUUUGUCUUUAUGCGGCGCACAGGCCGGUCGCUACUACGCCCGAGGAUGAGGCCAAAGAUGACCGAGUAAAUGCCAGAUUUGAAGCUGUCAAUCAACAAUUGGAGAGCCUGCAGAGGGAGAUGCGCACUAUGUCCGCUCGGCUCCGAGAACUCGAAUCUGGAAACAGCCCAGUCGAGUCAUCGAGACUAUCGGCGAGGGGAACUGCAGCAGCCGUUGGAUUACACCGUAUCCUCAAUGCUCCCAAAUCUCCCACGUAUGUUGGUCCAACGAGUGCUGAGUUUGGGCUCGGUCACCAGCGUGGGCUAGCUUCCGCAGACAGCCACCAUAGCGAUCACGACGAUGAAGAGGAUUUUGACCUUUCUACAACUGCCCCAAGCCCUGCGCCCUCUGGUGAGCAAGUGGAUGUGAUUUCUGGCGAUCCUCUGAAGGCUAUGGGCUUGGAGGAGAUAUUGCGUUUGGUUCAGGUCUACGAGGACACUGUUGGUAUUAUGUACCCGUGUGUUGAUCUGGCUAGUCUCCGUACCUAUGUUGUCGAGUUUCACCAUCGAUAUGAUCCAGUUAUCGAUCGUGCAUCUGGACCCGCACCGAGAGCUUCAGAUCAAGACUGGUUCCAUGCGAGAGACAUUCAGGUGCUGAAGAUUUUGUUGGCCACCGCCUUGCUUGUUGAAUCGCACGGUCGAAGUGAGCUUGCGGCGCAGCUGGCGGAUAGUGUCGAGGAUCGCUUUGCUAGCCGACUCAAGGUGGCCGAGGUUGACAUGAAGGAGAUUCUUAUUUUGACACUGCUGUCUAUAUUCCAUUCAUAUCGAGACGACGAAGUCAUUGCCUGGCGGCUAACUGGCAUGGCUGCACGGGGCAGUAUGGAGCUCGGCCUACACCGUCAGGAUACGUGGCACAAAACAGGAGGAGUGUUCCCAGGUGCGUUGGAGUGGAUGUGGGCAAGUCGGUUAUUCUGGUGCAUCUACGUGCUAGACCGGAAAUGGUGUUUUGGAACUGGACUUCCAUUUGCCAUCCAGGAGUCGGACAUGGAUACGAACCUGCCAGAGCCUGGCCAUUCCACACCCUAUUUGACAUGCAUGAUAUCUUAUUCCCGCCUCAGCACGAAGGUCUGGGGACUGGUGGUUGGGUGGCCAAACAGGUCACGGGAGGCGACAGCGGAAAGAUGCGCAUUCCUAGACGCACAGGUACAGCAAUGGGUCCACUCCAUUCCACGGGAGUUGCGAUUCGAUCCAACCUGGCGCUCCUCGGCAGGACGAGAGCACACCGAUCGAGCAAUGAUGCUGCAGGUGCUUCUAGCUCUUCAAGCCAAUCAGCUUCGGAUUCUGGUCUAUCGUCAAAACCUUCUUAGUAGCAACCGCAUCGCAGAAGACCUGUCUGGUGCCUCGACUGCAGUGGAAACCGCCAAGAGUACCGUCCAUAUGCUGGACUAUUUCAGUCGUGUUUCCAAUUUUUAUUUCCAGUGGCCCGAACCUUUCAACUACUUUUUGAUCUCAGCUCUUGCGGCUUUGUUCCUGGCUGUGUUACAUGCCCCGGCUCGCUUCAGUCAGGCCUGCCGACAAGAAUUUUACACUGCGGUUGAUAUGGUGCGCCGAUCUGCCACACGAGCUCGCACAUCUCGACGUCUUCAAAAAAUCAUUCGCAGUUUGAAGCGAAUCCAGCUCAACGUGCACUGGCAAAAAAACCCAGGUCGCCAGUCCUCAGAUCGUCAUUCACGGGCUGUUCCUGCAAAUGGUUCUACUAUCUCCGACUCGAAUUCCGGUGCCCCAAGCCGUUCAAGGCACAUCGAAUCUCGCGUUCUAUGGGAUUCCACUCCAGGAUCCUCAAAUGUUGACUCUCCAUCCCUUCAACACCCCCCGAGUCUCUAUCAAACUCCUGGAAUGUCGACCCCUCAACAAUCCUCAACAACAUUCUGGCCUUUAUCACCUGGGACAGCACCGGAAGCAGACUCCAAUGAAUGCGAGGAUCUCAGUAGUUUCUUUGAGAUCGCCGGCGGUCUGUAUUUUGACCCAAGAGCUGGGGCUGACUAUACAGGAGCGAAUACAGGGAUCUCAAACUGCGGAGUUGCUGAUCGAUCGCCCAAUGCACUAGAUGCAUUUCAGGCAGAGGAUGAGGAGCUGACGCGAGUCAUGGCUGGCUUACUAUAA
Molecule: messenger RNA, 2298 nt
Organism: Penicillium odoratum
Lineage: Eukaryota; Fungi; Ascomycota; Eurotiomycetes; Eurotiales; Aspergillaceae
Product: transcription factor domain-containing protein
Exons: 4
Coding region: 1-2298 (765 amino acids)
Biological process (GO): positive regulation of transcription from RNA polymerase II promoter by galactose; DNA-templated transcription
Cellular component (GO): nucleus
Molecular function (GO): DNA-binding transcription factor activity, RNA polymerase II-specific; RNA polymerase II cis-regulatory region sequence-specific DNA binding; zinc ion binding
Source: RefSeq, a predicted model, not a curated record